Alternaria rosae is the source of this 2044-nucleotide messenger RNA. RefSeq names its product major facilitator superfamily domain-containing protein. Bases 236 to 1747 code for a protein of 503 amino acids. Gene Ontology annotation, molecular function: transmembrane transporter activity. The record is from RefSeq and is a predicted model, not a curated record. Lineage: Eukaryota; Fungi; Ascomycota; Dothideomycetes; Pleosporales; Pleosporaceae. Gene Ontology annotation, cellular component: fungal-type vacuole membrane. Gene Ontology annotation, biological process: transmembrane transport. The transcript has a single exon.
ACCGGUCGGAGAGCUCGACUAUGCAGCACCAAACCGUUCGGGGAACCACAACUACGAUUCAAUUUCGGCGCGCAUCAUCGAUUGGGAGGUACUUCAGGGCUGCGAGGACGCUUUAUUGGGGACUGUGCAGGAGCUUUGCGACAUCUCACGACUUCGACACGAACUUGCCCGCGCAAUAACGCGCAUCGUCAUACAUAUUAGACGAAACUUCCCCAAGACAAACUCGAUCCUUCGUAUGAGCAGCGAACCAAAAGGCAGCACGCCAGGAUCACUUAGCCCACACAACAAUUUGACCAGAGUCAAUACUUAUCCGCACGCUGAAUUUACCAUCCCGCCAUCGGACACGCUGUCACCAUGCCCAAGUGCCCAAACUCACAACGCCGAUGCCCCGGCAUCGGCCAACUCCAAGGAGAAUCGCCCAAGCAACACUGCAACUGGAGAUGAGAAAGCCCACCGACCUCUCGAUGAGGAAUCUCGAUCAACGUCUAUUGCCAAUGACGAAGUAACCUAUCCGGAAGGGGGCCUAGGUGCCUGGUCUGUCGUCCUGGGAUCAUUCCUUGGUCUCAUCGCCUCACUGGGUAUGAUGAACACGGUCGGUAUUUAUCAUGCCUACAUUGCCGAGCACUAUCUCGCAGACUACACCGAGUCGACCAUCUCAUGGAUCUUCAGCAUGUACGUCUUCCUGUCGUUCUUCUGCGGACUCCAGAUUGGACCCAUCUUCGAUGCGCACGGCCCGAAGCUGUUGGUACUGGCAGGUAGCAUCUUGCUUUGCUUGUCGAACUUCCUGCUCGGUGUAUGCACACUGUACUGGCACUUUUUCCUCGUCUUCGGCGUGCUCGGGGGUCUCGGUACGUCGCUGAUCUUCACGCCCGCCUUCGCCGCAGUCAGCCACUUCUUCCUACAGAAGCGAGGCAAUGCAACGGGUAUUGCUGCGGCUGGAGGAUCGCUCGGUGGUGUCAUAUUCCCGCUGGCGCUAGAGAAGCUGCUACCCAAGGUCGGCUUCCCUUGGGCGACUCGCAUCAUCGGCUUCAUCACACUCUUCUGCUGCAUUGGUGCCUGCUUCCUCAUUCGCUCUCGCCUACCACCCAAAGCUGGACAAUCAGUAUGGCCCGAUUUCCGAAUCUUCCGCCACAAGAGCUACUUCCUGCUCACGGUCGGCAUCUUCAUGAUGGAGUGGGCACUCUUCAUUCCGAUUACGUACCUUACCACCUUUGCGGUCAGUACCGGCGCAUUCAGCCCGUCUUUCUCGUACCAGCUCAUCGCCAUCUUCAACGCGGGAAGUUGUCUCGGUCGCUGGGUUCCAGGCUUCUUAGCUGAUAAGCUCGGGCGCUUCAAUAGCAUGAUUGCGGCACUGGCCAUUUGCUCAGCUACAUCGCUAGUCUUCUGGCUGCCCGCAUCGCUACUCACCCCCACCACCGCGGCCGAAGCUAUGGCUAUCAAAGCACUCUCCAUUGUCUACGCGGUGUUGUUCGGUUUCGCAUCUGGCUCCAACAUCUCGUUGACACCAGUCUGCGUAGGCCAGCUUUGCGAUACGAAUGUCUAUGGCAGGUACUACGCUACCUGUUACACCGUUGUCAGCUUCAGUACCCUUACCGGUAUUCCUAUUGCGGGUGCUAUCAUCCAGGCGACAGGUGGACACUACUGGGGAGUGGUCAUCUGGACUGCAGCUUGCUAUAUUGUGGCUUCACUUUGCUUUGUGUGGAGUCGCGCACUCCAAGUUGGUUGGAAGUUGGGUGUGAAGUUUUGAGGGGUGGUGUCGGCGGCCACGUGGGCUUGCGGGGAGAUUGAACGUGCAGCGACUCGCCAGCGUACUCUUCGCUGCCGCUGGGAUGCGAAUCGAUCGCUGUAACAGGAGGAUGAUGCAAUAGGGAGGGGAUACAGAUUGGAAAAAGAAGGCGUGGAUUGCUUUUGCGCACUUGCGUGCUUGACUGUGGACGGCGGUUUCGCGUCCUCUUACACUCUUUACUUGAUUUUAGGACGAUCUUCGCGGGCAUAGUACACGAAGAAUAACCACUCUUUCUUGCACAUGAUCUUAGCAAACCGG